GAAAGGAUACUCCAUUCCUUGGAUGUCCACAGACAGCUUGAGUGUUAUCUUGACAGAGCUAAAUCUUAACAGCUCUUAAUCAGUUUGUUUCUUGUGAAGGAAUCGCCUUGCAUAAAGAAGCUUGGAUCAUCCAGUUAAAAUUUAUUCAUCAGUGCUCAUGUGACAGAUAGUGAUUGCCUUUCCAAGCUUGAGAAGUUGAAUGGCCGCCAGUACUGACAAAUGGAGCCUUUCUGCCAGGAAUGUCCAUAUUCGCGUACAAGCUUUUUCCCAUUUCAAUAAGCUGAAAGGAUCUCCAUUUUAGUGUGACCCUUCUCCAUACCACAUUGUCAGAGUUGAUUUGUUUAAUUAAAAUUGUUCUGUAAAAACAAAAACCAUGACUGAAAAUUGGCAGCAGCACCCAGCUACUCCUGCAGUUUCUGAUGCUUCUGUUGUGCAAGCACCAGAAAACCCACUUGGAUGUGCUGUGUAUGGUAUUCUGCUGCAACCACCUGAUCCCAACCUGCAACAGCAGCAUCACCAGCACCACCUUCAGACAGGACCAUCUAUUCAAAAGUGUGGGGUGUGCGGACAAGAUUUGAGCCACCUGACCAAUCCACAUGACCAUCAAUGUAUCCCAAGUCAUGACCGCUCCUUUCAGUGCACUCAGUGUCUUAAGAUCUUCCACCAAGCUACAGACCUUCUUGAGCAUCAGUGCAUUCAGGUGGAGCAGAAACCAUUUGUGUGUGGUGUUUGCAAAAUGGGUUUCUCACUGUUGACGUCACUUGCACAACACCACAAUGUGCACAGCAGUGAUACUGGUAUGAAGUGCUCUAUCUGUGAGAAAACUUACAAGCCACCUGAGGGUGAAAAAUCAACACCGUUUGUUUCAGCUGAUACAUCUUCAGAGAAACCUUACAGCUGUACUGUCUGCCAGAAAUUGUUCAAGCAUGUGUCUGAACUGAAUAGGCACGAGCGAGUGCACACUGGGGAAAAGCCAUACAAGUGCACAUUGUGUGACAAAAGUUUUAGUCAGGCAUCGCAUCUGGUGCAUCACAAGCGCACCCACAACACUGAGAGACCAUAUAAAUGUACAGUAUGUGAGAAAACCUUCAAGCAUCGGUCUCAUCUUAUUCGCCAUAUGUAUGCCCAUUCUGGGGAACAUCUCUUCAAGUGCAACAUAUGUGAACUUCACUUCAAGGAAUCAUCUGAACUGCUUCACCACCAGUGCACUCCUGUUGGAGAAAGGCCUUUUAGGUGUCCUGAAUGCAAUAAGUCUUUUAAACGUCCCUCUGACUUGCGGCAGCAUGAACGCACCCACAGUGAAGAGCGGCCUUUCAAGUGUGAUGUUUGUGACAUGGGCUUUAAACAGCAGUAUGCACUCAUGAGGCACAGGCGAACGCAUAAAUUGGAUGCCCCAUUCAAAUGCAACCUAUGUGACAAAAGCUUCCUUCAGCCAUCUCACUUAGUGUAUCAUCAGCAUGUACAUGGCAUUGAAAACUUGUUUAAAUGUAGCAUCUGUCAGAAAGGUUUUAGUCAGUCCUCAGAGCUCCUACGACACAAAUGUCUUCAGAAUGUUGAAAAGCCAUUUAAAUGUGACCUGUGCAACAAGUCUUACAAACGGUCAUCUGCCCUUCAGAAACACCAGUCUUCACAUUGUUCUGAAAAGCCAAUGAAGUGUACUUUGUGUGAGAAACGUUGCUUUUCUUCAUCAGAGUUUGUGCAGCACCACUGUGACCCUGUCAGGGAGAAACCUCUUAAGUGUACUGACUGUGAAAAAAGGUUCAAGUAUGCAUCUGACCUGCAGCGGCACCGACGUGUCCAUACUGGUGAAAAGCCUUUCAAAUGCACAACCUGUGAGAAAUGUUUCAAACAGAGAGAGCAUUUGAACAAACACCAGAUCAUCCAUGCACGGGAGCAACAGUUCAAAUGUAUCUGGUGUGGCGAAAGGUUCAUGGACUUGACUGCACUCCAAGAGCAUACUGUCCAGCAUAACAAUGAUGGGUCCUAUCAAGUCCCACUUUGUAUGCAAUAGAUAGAAAUGCCUCAAUUUAGUGAAUUCUGAAAUGUUCCAGUACCAAUUUACUGACUGCAGUAAACCAUAUCCCAAACCAGUUUAUAAAGUUAAGUAUGUUUAUGGGAGUUGGGAUCAGUGACCUAAUUCUGUCAUUAACAUUGUGGAAGGAUUGAGCAGUAAUGUGUAGUAUUGUGAUAGAAAGUGUGGCAGUGGAAUAAACUGGCUAUAAUUAUUGGCCAAGCAAUUAAGCAUCCACUGCUUUAAUUUCAAGAUAUCCAGCCUAAGUUUAACUGUGGUUCUGAAGCAGAGGCAUUUGUUGCAGGCAUCACACCAUCAGUCUUAAUUCAGGUAUCCCUCUCAUCAUAUUUUUAAUGUGGAUUUUAGACUGUUGUGUAAUGAGGAAGGGAAUAUGAAUUCCAUCAUGUUUUAAGAGUUGCAUGAGAAGAAAGUUGCACCAGUUUAUAGUUCUCAAGUCAUAACACUGUUGUCCAAGUAGACCUUUUUAAGGAUAUGGCUUUGUCUGACACUGUUGCUGCCUCUCUGUCCUGUUGCUGUCCCUUCAUGUAUGUAUAGCUUUUAAGUUGUGUGAAAUGUGGAGGAACGUUCUUAACUUAUCUUGCACUGAGUGGUGUACCUUUUUUUUUUCUUUGCAGUUUACAGAUUUAUUUUAUCACAGAAAACUUCAAAUUUGUGCUUUGUGUAAUCACUGAUUUGAUCGUCUUUUCCUCUUUAGCUGUAGGGCAGGCCUCGUCACCUCCAAUUGUUUUCAACCCCUAGCUCCCAUCUGGCUUGUUGAUGUGCAGUGUUUCGAACUUCUGUUGGUCACUUGAAGCUAGAGGAGUUAUGACCAAAACAGCAAUCAUUUUUGUAAAUGUAUUCAUUUGUCAGCUCCCCUUUAGUUUUGUUUUGCAAUUCUGUCCUAUUUCCUUUGAAGUGUAUAAAAUGCAGAGGUGAAGUCCGCCUCCGAUUCUGCUCCUAACCUUGUCAGGUAGAAGCAUGUUGUCAUGUUAGAAUGAAAAUUCAAAUCUCCCUCCCUUUUGCAUGGAUAUUGGAGUGCUCAUCAGUUAUUCUUGUGUAUUGGCCUCAGUUCAUUUCCAGCAGAGCAGGUAUCUGCUUGUACACCAAAACUGGUGGUGGAUUUUGUACUCUUGUUGGAUCUUUCAUGGUAGACAGUGGACUGAAUAAUCCUUUAUCUCAUUUGUGCUGGUGUGUAAUAGGACCGAGUUGUGCUGGACCUGUGCUUCUUGGAUACAGAUUACUUGGAAGUUGUUAGUGAAACUUGAGCUUUGGACUUUGUGUUUUGUCUCUUCUGUUGGAGAGUAACAUCCCAAAACCUUAAACAACUGUAAGGUCCUUCGCGUUCUAGAAGCAGGAUAGCCAAAAGUAAGGGACAGACCCAUGUAUUGCCAUGUCUAUUGUAGCUGGGAAAGAGUAAUUUAGAAGUAACAGAAUUUGUGUGUGUGCUUUUUAUAUUUACAUUUCUCAGUUUUUCUGUAAAGCUCACUUUCAGUGACCACAUUGUGAAAUGAUUGUGUUAACUUGCCACAUUUCUAAAAUCUUUUAUCAGAUUUGCAGGAUCUGAAAGGUUAGAACUAACCAGUGAUCUUUGUGCCACCUCUUUUGUAUUAUUACUUGGGUCUGUGGCUGUUUUAUUCAAAGUGUUUGAGUUUUUUUGUAUUUUAAGUUAGUAACGCAGUUUAUUAGAAAAUAUUUGAUGACCUCCUCCAUACUUUUUUUUCAGCUUUGUAGAGCAUAAGGGAUUUCCAACUGAGAUGAAACAGCACUUGACUAAGGCAGGAGACAUGUAGAGGUAAACCUGAAAAGAACAGUAAGAACACUUGAAGUGAAUAUUAUAGCAGGUCAACAGCUGUAAUGCAUUUAUUUAAGUGCUAUGCUGAAAAGUAUUUGGUAGCUACGAUGGCUUGUGAUUGUGAUUUUUUUUCACUGUUUUCAUUGCUGUCGUUGCACUUAAACCCAAUCUAGACUUAAUUUUUGUCUUCCUCACUUGUUUGCCUAAUUUUGUUCAUGUAUUUAUUACUUGCAUGCUUUAUGCACCCCUUUGUCUUCAGUAGCUUUUCUGUCAUACUGUUUGAAUUUUGUUACUCUCUCUCAAGAAUUUUUUUAUAUCGUCUACAGUCAGCCUAGACUUUAAAGCAUUUAUUGUUCUCAAACUUGUCCUAGAUGAGUUCCAGUGCUGGCAUACUUACAAGUACCAGUGAUGAUAGUGUUUGCAUUCUGACUUAUUUAGAGGUUACUGCACAGUUCUAUAAUUGGAGAGAAAAAUUUAAUGCAAGAAUAAAUCACUAUGAUAUGUAUAA
Messenger RNA from Protopterus annectens (West African lungfish), 4311 nucleotides. It is a transcript of the gene ZNF319, whose product is annotated as zinc finger protein 319. The record is from RefSeq and is a predicted model, not a curated record. Gene Ontology annotation, molecular function: DNA-binding transcription factor activity; RNA polymerase II cis-regulatory region sequence-specific DNA binding. Gene Ontology annotation, biological process: regulation of transcription by RNA polymerase II. The coding region runs from base 374 to 2011 and encodes 545 amino acids. The transcript is spliced from 2 exons. Lineage: Eukaryota; Metazoa; Chordata; Ceratodontiformes; Protopteridae.